AUGUAUCAUUGCAAACAGUCGAAAGACGUUCUUAAUCUCGACACGGUGGUCGAAUUACAACUUCGGUCAAAACAUAAAAUCUUCUUUUGUUCCGUACAAAGCCAAUUCAGAAGAAUAACACCUCCGCCAUCACUUUCGAACACGCCAAGUCGUAUACCUAUACGAACAACUGGUGUUGAGAAAAAAAUACGUGAACAGGAAAACAAUGCCGGUGAAACAACUACAAAAGAUGAAAGGGAAUUAAGUCCCUUGGAGUUGAGAGCAUUGAAGGCUCAAGAACGUUCGGCAUGGCGUCAAGCACGAAUGAAAUCCUUGGAACAAGAUGCACUACAAGCUCAAAAAAUGAUACAAAGUAUGAACGAAUUAGCUGAUGAUAUCCUUGAUUCCAAAAACGAGGUGGAAACAUGUCAGGAAAAGAUAAUUUCCUUGGAACUACAAGAUCCCAAUGAAAUGCAAAUCACACCUUCCGACGAGGAUAGUUCAUCAAUCAUUACGGUUCGCAGCAAUGCUGAAAAUGUAACAUUUACUGUUGAUGACGAAGCACUUAACACCCCAUCCAAAUUAAAUACGUUUAUGUUGCAACAUCACCAUUAUCAUCAUCAUCCAAAUACGGUUGGUACGGUGGGUUCGUCAACCAUGCAAACGAUUGUUGAAGUUGUGAAUCCAGUAAUUAGUGGCGAUGGUUCAGCAAAUAAAAUAGCGAUUGGCAGAUCAUCGGAUUGCCAGUAUUCGUCGUUAGACGACGGUGAUGACAAUGAUGCAGAUGACGCAGAUGGCAGACCCGAAUUAUCGCUGAACGAUAAGAUGAAAAAUGUGCUCCAAGAGCUGUUGGAGGAUGAUCGCGUCAAAAUGAAUUUGUCACGCAGCCUAACCGGCAAAGCCGUUGACAUUGAUGACGACGAAGAUUUGGAAGAGUUUAUUGAUCAGGAAAAUCGAACGACAAAUGGCAAUUUCAGGGAAUCAUUUUCCACUCAUUUAAUUACGUCGGAUGAAUUGGAUGCGAAUAAAAACGUUUGUACCGAUGAUAACACGGAUGGCGGUCCGGAUAAUGACGACGGUAAAAACUCCAAUUUAGAUGAUUGUCAUGUAUACAUAAAUCCGAGUGCUGAAGUUUACUUUAAUGAAACUUUUGCGCCGUCAAAUGAAAAAUUGAGCGAAGAAGAUGAAAAGUUAAAGGAAAAGUUAUUAUCGGAACUACAUGUUGACGAAAUGCGAACAGCGAAUAAUGAUGCAAACAAUCAGGAUGACGAAAGUUUGCAAGAAGUUUUGGAAACUGUUUUGACUGAGACUGGUAAAAGUACAAAUAAUAGUGGUAAAAAGAAGAAGAAGAAGGGGAAAAACAAGAAGAAAUAAUUUUCGUUUCUUCUCCAAGUAAAAAAAAAAACUUUCAUAACUACAACACUACCUAGCGUACGACAGAAUCUGAGUGCUCAGAGUUUCACAAACA
Bradysia coprophila is the source of this 1447-nucleotide messenger RNA. RefSeq names its product scribble planar cell polarity protein. Gene Ontology annotation, molecular function: protein kinase binding. NCBI's taxonomy places the organism in Eukaryota, Metazoa, Arthropoda, Insecta, Diptera, Sciaridae. Gene Ontology annotation, cellular component: postsynaptic membrane; postsynaptic density; basolateral plasma membrane. Gene Ontology annotation, biological process: neurotransmitter receptor transport, endosome to postsynaptic membrane; establishment or maintenance of epithelial cell apical/basal polarity; receptor clustering. The record is from RefSeq and is a predicted model, not a curated record.